Oryza brachyantha (malo sina) is the source of this 2719-nucleotide messenger RNA. RefSeq names its product pyrophosphate-energized vacuolar membrane proton pump-like. The coding region runs from base 120 to 2438 and encodes 772 amino acids. The transcript has 8 exons. Gene Ontology annotation, molecular function: diphosphate hydrolysis-driven proton transmembrane transporter activity; inorganic diphosphate phosphatase activity. Gene Ontology annotation, biological process: proton transmembrane transport. Gene Ontology annotation, cellular component: membrane. NCBI's taxonomy places the organism in Eukaryota, Viridiplantae, Streptophyta, Magnoliopsida, Poales, Poaceae. The record is from RefSeq and is a predicted model, not a curated record.
CUUCUCUUCCCUUCCCUCUUCGCGUCGGCGAUUCAAUCCUCCUCCGAGAAGAGGGGAACAAACCCUAGAGCGCAGCAGCAGCAGCGAGCGAGCGCGCGCGCAUCCGGACCUCGUCGGCAAUGGCUGCGUCGGCGGCGAUCCUGCCGGACCUGGCCACGCAGGUGCUGGUCCCGGCCGCGGCCGUGGUCGGCAUCGCGUUCGCGGUGGCGCAGUGGGUGCUGGUCUCGAAGGUGAAGAUGAUGCCGGUGGAGCGGCGCGGGGAGGGGUCCGCGUCGGGGCCCGGGAAGAACGGCGGGGCCAGCGAGUACCUCAUCGAGGAGGAGGAGGGGCUCAACGAACACAACGUCGUCGAGAAGUGCUCCGAGAUCCAGAACGCCAUCUCCGAAGGAGCAACUUCUUUCCUGUUCACCGAAUACAAGUAUGUCGGACUAUUCAUGGGCAUUUUUGCGAUCCUGAUCUUCCUCUUCCUUGGAUCUGUUGAGGGAUUCAGCACAAAGAGUCAGCCUUGCCACUACAGCAAGGACAGGAUGUGCAAGCCUGCCCUUGCUAAUGCUAUCUUCAGUACUGUUGCCUUUGUGCUUGGUGCAGUCACCUCUCUUGUAUCUGGUUUUCUUGGAAUGAAGAUUGCAACUUAUGCAAAUGCCAGGACAACCCUUGAGGCAAGGAAGGGUGUUGGGAAGGCAUUCAUUACUGCUUUCCGCUCUGGUGCUGUGAUGGGUUUCCUGCUUGCUGCGAGUGGUCUUGUUGUUCUUUACAUUGCUAUCAACUUGUUUGGAAUUUAUUAUGGUGAUGACUGGGAGGGUCUUUUUGAGGCUAUCACUGGGUAUGGUCUUGGUGGUUCUUCUAUGGCCCUUUUUGGCCGUGUAGGUGGUGGCAUUUACACCAAAGCUGCUGAUGUUGGUGCUGACCUUGUUGGGAAAGUAGAAAGGAACAUUCCUGAAGAUGACCCGAGAAACCCAGCAGUCAUUGCAGAUAAUGUUGGUGACAAUGUUGGAGAUAUUGCUGGAAUGGGGUCGGAUCUCUUUGGUUCCUAUGCUGAGUCAUCUUGUGCUGCUCUUGUUGUUGCCUCAAUCUCUUCUUUUGGAAUUAAUCAUGAAUUCACUCCUAUGCUAUACCCACUCCUGAUUAGCUCAGUUGGUAUCAUUGCUUGUCUCAUAACCACACUUUUCGCAACUGAUUUCUUUGAGAUCAAGGCUGUCGAUGAAAUAGAGCCUGCCCUCAAGAAGCAACUUAUAAUUUCCACUGCUGUGAUGACGGUUGGCAUCGCACUUGUCAGUUGGUUAGGUCUGCCAUAUUCAUUCACAAUAUUCAAUUUUGGUGCUCAGAAGACUGUGUAUAACUGGCAACUUUUCUUGUGUGUGGCGGUUGGUCUGUGGGCUGGACUAAUCAUUGGAUUUGUCACAGAGUACUACACAAGCAACGCCUACAGCCCAGUGCAAGAUGUUGCUGAUUCCUGCAGAACCGGAGCUGCUACUAAUGUCAUCUUUGGCCUUGCUCUGGGAUACAAAUCAGUCAUUAUCCCUAUUUUCGCUAUUGCUUUUAGUAUUUUCCUCAGCUUCAGCCUUGCUGCAAUGUACGGUGUAGCUGUGGCUGCCCUUGGAAUGCUCAGCACGAUUGCUACUGGUCUUGCCAUUGAUGCCUAUGGGCCUAUCAGUGACAAUGCUGGAGGAAUUGCUGAGAUGGCUGGCAUGAGUCACAGAAUCCGUGAGAGAACUGAUGCUCUGGAUGCUGCAGGAAACACCACUGCUGCUAUCGGGAAGGGUUUCGCCAUUGGCUCAGCAGCCUUGGUGUCCCUUGCCCUCUUUGGUGCCUUUGUGAGCCGUGCUGCGAUCUCCACUGUCGAUGUUCUGACGCCUAAAGUUUUCAUUGGACUGAUUGUUGGAGCUAUGCUCCCAUACUGGUUCUCUGCAAUGACCAUGAAGAGUGUUGGCAGUGCAGCGCUCAAGAUGGUGGAGGAAGUCCGCAGGCAGUUCAACACCAUCCCUGGGCUCAUGGAGGGCACCACCAAGCCUGACUAUGCAACCUGUGUGAAGAUCUCCACUGACGCAUCCAUCAAGGAGAUGAUUCCGCCAGGUGCUCUUGUCAUGCUUACCCCUCUCAUUGUUGGGAUCUUCUUUGGUGUUGAGACCCUAUCAGGACUACUUGCUGGUGCUCUCGUUUCUGGCGUUCAGAUUGCCAUCUCUGCAUCAAACACUGGUGGUGCCUGGGACAACGCGAAGAAGUACAUCGAGGCUGGUGCAUCUGAGCAUGCAAGGACCCUUGGCCCGAAAGGCUCAGACUGCCACAAGGCUGCUGUUAUCGGGGACACCAUUGGGGAUCCUCUCAAGGACACCUCAGGCCCCUCGCUCAACAUCCUUAUCAAGCUGAUGGCUGUCGAGUCACUCGUGUUUGCCCCCUUCUUUGCCACUCAUGGAGGCAUCCUUUUCAAGUGGUUUUAGAUGGUGACGGUAGAUGGAUGAGGACAUUAUUUUUGCCAGGAGGGCACUGGAUCAUCUGUAUGUUAUAGAGUUCAUCGGGUUAACCCAUAAAAUUCCCUCCUUUUCCUAUUUGUUGUUACUGUCAUGCCAUACCUGUCUAGUUUUUGAGUCUAGUAGUAGUCGAAGGUAGCAGAUCACUGGCCAUCUACAGGUUUGAUCAAGGUACCGUGAAUUUGCGUUUCCCUGUAGGUUGGAUGAUAUGAUGAUGAUGAUGAUGAUUGUAUGUUUACGGAGUGCACCUU